Sungouiella intermedia is the source of this 2265-nucleotide messenger RNA. The record is from the annotation of a GenBank genome assembly. NCBI's taxonomy places the organism in Eukaryota, Fungi, Ascomycota, Pichiomycetes, Serinales, Metschnikowiaceae.
AUGGGCUUGUUGUCGCUAGGCACUCCGCUAGACUGGCACCAGUCGAAGAAGUACAACGACCAUGUUCGGGAAAACGGCAUUGAGCAGCUCAUCAACAUAUUCCGCCAGCACGGAAAGAGAAACAAUGACCACUUUUAUUGGGGCGAUGAGGUUGAGUACAUGUUGGUCGACAUCGAUGAUACCAAGAGAACCGCCAGAUUGGCCAUAGACAAGGAUAGCAUUUUGGACGAUUUAAACGACCCAGAGAAGCCAGAGGUCUCGGGCAAAGCUCUUGACAAUAACAUAUCGUUCCAUCCAGAAUAUGGUAGGUAUAUGAUCGAGGCCACCCCAUUGAGACCGUACGAUGGCCAGAGCCUCGACGAUUACCUUUACGUUGAGGAGAAUAUGGUCAAGAGAAGAGAAGUGUCGCAGUCUGAGUUACCUGCCAACAUUAUUCCUUUGACGUUGACUGCAUUUCCUCGCAUGGGCUGUGGAAUAUUCACUUCUCCCCCAGCCAAACCAAUUGGCCCAGCAUCUCAAUCUCUUUUCUUGCCUGAUGAAAUCAUCAACAGACAUGUCAGAUUUCCUACCUUGACGGCAAAUAUUCGAAAGAGGCGUGGAACAAAAGUCUCUAUUAACUUGCCCAUUUAUCCCGACGAGAACACCAAGUUGAUCGACGACUCCAUUCCUCAUAGAGAUCUUUUCCCUUCCGACAAGGAGCCUUUCCUUGGCUCCUCCAAACCUGGUCAUGUCUACAUGGAUUCCAUGGGUUUUGGAAUGGGUCUGUCUUGUCUUCAGGUGACCAUGCAAGCUAGCAACAUCGCUCAAGCGAGAUACUUGUAUGACUCGUUGGUUUCACUUACUCCGGUAAUGUUAGCAGUUUCAGCUGCUGCACCAGUGUUUAAGGGUUUCUUGGUUGACCAGGAUGUUCGUUGGAAUGUCAUCAGUGGUGCUGUGGAUGACAGAACGUUCAUCGAAAGAGAUGUGGAGCCAUACGAGGGCACUGACUAUUUCGGAGGAUUAGACGUGAACCAGAGAACCAAGUCUCACUUCAAGCAUCUUGGUGGAGGCAGAGGCGUGAAUGGAGACAAAGUGAUCAAUGAAUUCGGCGAUAUCGGUAUCCACACCCUAGACGGCAAGCCUAUUCAGAAGAUUCCGAAGUCUAGAUAUGAGUCAGUCGACACAUAUUUGAGUGACGAGGGAUACCAUGAAAGCCCAUACUUCAGCAAGAGCUACAAUGAUAUUUUCUCGCCCAUCAACAAGAAGGUUUUCGAUAAGCUCAAGAGCACCCAGCAUUUUGACGACGUCUUGGCUCACCACUUUGCACAUCUCUUCAUUAGAGACCCCAUUGUCAUAUUCAAUGAGAGAGUAGACCAGGAUAAUACCCAAGAAAACGACCACUUUGAGAACAUUCAACUGACCAAUUGGCAAACGUUGCGUUUCAAACCUCCCGCAUUGUAUCCUCCAGAGACUCCAGCGGAGGAGUUGGCUCAGAAGCCAGGAUGGAGAGUGGAAUUCCGUCCGCUCGAAAUCCAGUUGUCGGACUUCGAGAAUGCGGCAUACUCGGUGUUCAUCGUUCUUAUUGGAAAAGUAAUCCUCAAGUACAACCCCGAUUUUUACAUUCCUAUCCUGAAGGUUGACCAGAACAUGGAAACGGCCCACAAGGUAGAUGCCGCAAUUCAUCAGCGGUUCUGGUUUAAGAAUCCUACACGGUGGAACGUCAACAACGAAGACUUCAAGGGCUACGACUUGAGCUGGUUCGACCGCUUUAUUCAUGAUGGAAAUGAUUUGUUCAACGAAAACGGUGUUUACUUGAAUGGCUACUCGCAGAGAAGCAGCAGCAGUUGCACCCUCGAGAACGAUGGAGAGGAGGGCCCCAACGAAGUCAAGUUGAGCGCUGACGAACUUAUCAAUGGAACCGACAAAUUCCCAGGAUUAGUCCGCAUGAUAAUUAAGUACAUUGCAACAGAUUUGAUUCCCGAGGCCAAAACCAACAGCGUGAAGCACUGCAAGAACAUUGCAACAGCCAAAGAGUUAUGGACUCUUCAGAGCUACUUGAGGUUAAUUAGUGGCCGUGCUAGCGGAAGGAUCCCAACCAUUGCACGGUUCUUGAGGGACUUCAUAUUGAAGCACCCUGACUACAAAAAGGACUCUAAGGUUAGUGACGCGAUUAACUACGACUUGGUGAACGCUGCAGUGGCCAUUACCAACUUGGAUGCAACCAAGCCGGAGUUGUUGACACUGUACUAUGGGAAGGACAUUUACGACUACUUGAAGUCUCGAUAG